GAAUAAGCUAUUCGUGAACGCCAGUGUACUAUCGGCGCUCGCGUCUUAUCAGAGGCAGCUCGUCCCGUUUCGUAAUUACGGAUUUCAAGACAGUCGUACCGUGGCUCCAUUCGUGAAUAAACAUGCCCUGGCAUCGAACCGAUCACGAUAUGGAACUCACUGUUUAAUACAUGAAGAAGACGACCGAACGACGGCAUUGUUCUCGCGGGUCUCGCCGGACGCGAUCGGCGCGAUUUUGGCCGCUUUUCCCGUUGCAGUAAUAUUUUUAUUCUUUUUUCUACUUAUAAAUCCGACCUCGAAAAUGGCUUCCGUCUUGGGACCGUCCGUGGUCGUGCUACUGAGUAGGAGCGUCCGCGGGAGUAAUCGACGAUUCCUUUUUGCGAGUCUUCCGCGAUACGGAGUCGUCGUCCCCUUCAAGCUGACGGACAUCGGCGAAGGAAUUCGCGAGGUCACUGUCAAGGAAUGGUUCGUCAAGCCGGGAGACAGAAUCGUCCAAUUCGAUAACGUCUGCGAGGUGCAGAGCGACAAAGCCUCGGUGACGAUAACGAGUCGUUACGACGGUCUGGUAAAAAAGUUGCAUUACGAAAUAAACGACGUGGCCUUGGUCGGUAAACCGCUCGUGGACAUCGAGGUGGAGAACGAGACGUCCGAGACCGAAGCUAAGGAUGCGGAAUUCGAAAGUAAAUCGAAAGCAGCGGACAGAGUCGCUGGGGAUGAAAUCCUCAAAGGCGAGGAUCAAGGAGAGAAGGUGCUGACGACUCCUGCCGUACGGCGACUGGCCAUGGAAAAUAAAAUUAAUUUGAAGGAAAUCCCGGCCACCGGGAGGAACGGAAGGGUCAUGAAAGAGGACGUUCUCGCGUUCAUUCGAAGGGAGGCCAGGAGAGAGGAGAAAGAGGGUCCGGAAAAACCAGGGAGAUUCAAGGAAGGCGAAGUUCGACCUCUCAAGGGGUACGCCAAGCACAUGUGGAAGACGAUGACCCGAUCGGUUACUAUUCCGCACUUCGUGUACAGCGACGAGUGCAGGGUAUCGGAGCUGCUGGAGUUCCGGAACCGGGUGAAAGAUGUCCUGAAGGAGCGAGGCGUGACCCUGACUCUGAUGCCCUUCUUCGUGAAAGCAGUUUCCAAGGCCCUGGAAGAGUUUCCUCAGCUGAACGCUUGGCUGGAGGAGGAGUCGCAGGCGACGAGGGUCUUCGAGGGACACGACAUCGGCGUGGCCAUCGACACCCCGGAAGGGCUGGUCGUGCCAAGCAUCAAGGACGUCGGCGGAUUGACCAUCGUCCAGAUCGCCGAAGAGAUGAACCGGCUGCAAGCCCUUGGGAAGAAUGCCUCCUUCUCCGUGGACGACCUGCGGACCGGCACGUUCACGAUCUCCAACAUCGGAGCGAUCGGAGGCACUUACAUGAAGCCGGUGAUCCUGUCGCCACAGAUCGCGAUCGGGGCGAUUGGGAAAAUCGAGAGGGUGCCAAAAUUCAAUGCCGAAGACAAGGUCGUUCCUUGCCAUUGUAUGAGAGUGAGUUGGGCAGCCGAUCACCGGGUCGUCGACGGGGCGACCAUGGCGCGGUUCUCCAACCUCUGGAAACGUUACGUCGAGAACCCCGCCGAGCUGGUCCUAGGACUCUGAGCGGAUGCCCAGGGGAGUAGGUACUACAAUGUGGAAGAUUACCGAAAGAAAGUAGGAAAUAAAGCAAGGAAAACGGGA
Orussus abietinus is the source of this 1699-nucleotide messenger RNA. It is a transcript of the gene Dbct, whose product is annotated as lipoamide acyltransferase component of branched-chain alpha-keto acid dehydrogenase complex, mitochondrial. The record is from RefSeq and is a predicted model, not a curated record. Gene Ontology annotation, molecular function: lipoic acid binding; acetyltransferase activity. Gene Ontology annotation, cellular component: mitochondrion; cytoplasm. NCBI's taxonomy places the organism in Eukaryota, Metazoa, Arthropoda, Insecta, Hymenoptera, Orussidae. Bases 302 to 1621 code for a protein of 439 amino acids. The transcript has 5 exons.